AUGGUGAACAACAGUGAUGGAGUGGCAGCUCAUGAAGAAGAACGCGGCCUACAGGAGUCUGCCGAGGCGAGCGGCAGCCCCUUAAAGCGGUUCGUGCGCAGCUGCUCGUAUAACUUGGCUUUGUAUUGCAGCUCUGUGCUGGAUGAAGAUUUUUUUAGCAAGUUGGCUGCAGAAGCUGAAAAUGAUGAGCCAGGAUCGGAUGUCUCUGACGCUGAUCCCCAGGCUGUACUUAACACGAUGGAGGACAUUGAUGACAUGGACGCAGAUCUUUUUGGAAAAAUGAAGAAAACUGGGCCGCCUGCCAGCCAGCAUUUUAAAGCAGGACCAGGGCAACUUGCACAGACUCGAGGCCCCAAGACACCUGUUCCGGCAGUGACAGAAAGCACUGCUCAAGAGAAAUCCCAAUCCUCGCCAGCACGUUUGGCUCCUGCGAAAGUGGUUGAGGACGGUCAGAAGGGAAUCUCUGGUUCACUUGCCAUUGCUGCACGUCCAUACAAGAAAUUAAGUUUUAAUGAUGAUGACCCUCUGGAUGGCCUUUUAUCGGAUGAAGAGGAAACAAAAAAUAUAAAAGAAAAAAAGCCUCUUGAGACUGAAAAGGCAAAAUCGCAGCCCAGUGAUAACAGCGCGGCAAAGAACGAGUAUAACACAGCUCCUUCACCAGCGAGUAGCAAAAGACCCGUCGGAACUUCCAAACGUUACGAUGAGAUCACAUUUGACGACGAUGGUAAUGACCUCGUGGAUGCAUUGGGCAUGUCCGACAGCCCCAAGCCAGUGAAGAAGGAAGCUAGCAGAGAAGAAGAUGACAGACGUCCGGCUCGCUCCAAGUUUGAUGAGCUCUUGGGCCGAGGCACUGCCAGCAAACUCCUGGAGAGACCUGCCACUGGAGAAAGGAAGGAUAGUGCUCAGCAGCAGAGAGCCCCAGCAGGGUCUUCCCAGGGACUAGGAGAGGAGGAGUUCACAUUCGGUUCCUACAUGCCCUCCGCUGCCUCGUCAGCUGAAGGCCGGCGGUCAGGCCCUUCCUCACGCAGAUCUGUUAGGUUUUAUGGCGACGACAACCAAAGAAAGACUGAAGAAGCAGACAUCAUGGGCGGCCUGGAUAGCGGCGGAGGCAAGCUGUCCACGUCGGCCACACCGGGCACCCCAACCACCCUGGCCACACCACCACAAACCACACAGUCAUCCCGCGGCGGGCCGUCCGACUGGCUGGGCCUCAAGGGUGACUCUUUUGAUGAUCCCAAGGAGCCAGCGUCGAAACCGAACACUCAGCUGGGCACAUCGAAGAUGGGCGGUGUCGACAAUGCUGUAGCAUUGGAACCCAUGGCUGUUACUCCCAGUGCCAUUGGCUCUAGUUCAAGAAAACUCUCCUUGUCUGACAGUAAGCCGGGUGCUACCGUUGCGGAGCAUGCUGGCGCGGGGGCAGUGAUUGGAGACGAUGAUGAGGAUUGGCUUCUGAAGAGUCUGUCCAGAAAGAAGAGCCAGGCUUCUGCAGUGGGUGACGAUAAGAAGGUUGCAGGCUUCCGUGGAUCCGGGGUAGAUGCAAGUGUCAGCAAAUCGGGUAUCACUUCCAGCUCUCAGCAUGACGACUUGCUGAUGAGUUCCUCCGCAGAAGACAGACUCGCAGCAACCCACAUACACAGAAACGAUGCAGCUGCAGCUACUCUGGUGUCCUCAUCAAGGAGGGAGCAUUUAAACGGUCAUGAUGCUCGCAUUGCAGGUCAACAAGCAGCACAUCUAAUGACACCACAAGCACAUGGACAAGCUAUACUGGGACAGGCUGUCGGUCAAAGCUUUAUUCAGACUGAUUCAUCACAGCAAGCUCAGGCCUUCACCAUAGAGCUGGAUACAAAGAUGCGAAGGCUGCAGAUGGAGCGAGACCAGCUCAAGUCUCUCCUGGACACCGUGCAGCAGAGACACAAGGAGGACAUGGACAUCUUGGAGGAAGGGCACAAGCAGCGCAUGCGGCUGCUCCAGGACUCGUGGGAGCGGCGCGAGGCGAGCCUGCGGCGGGAGCUUGAGGAGGUGGCGGGGCGCCACUCGGCUCUGCAGCGCGAAGCCGAGAGUGAGCGCACGCGGCUCGCGUCCGCGUGGCAGUACCGAGUGGCGGACGCCGAGCAGGAGGCGAUGCGGCAAGCCGAGCGACUCGCCGAGCUGCAGAGGCAUUCCAUCAUGGAGAUGAGAAGAGAUCACGAGGAACAGAUACAAAGACUCAAGAGGCUCAAGGAUCAGGAGAUUGAUGCAGUGACCAGCGCGACUUCACAGACCAGGUCCCUGAAUGGAGUGAUCGAGCAGAUGGAGUCGCUGUCGGGCCGCAUGGGCGAGCUGACGAACCGCGUAGAAAGCACGCACCACAGCAGCACGCAUGAGCUGGAGAUGGAGGCGCGGAGCAGGAAUGCGCAGCUGCACGAGCUGAAGGAUCGCUUGGACCGGCAGCACAGGGACAUGGAGGAAGAGCGAGCUCGCUUGCAGGAUGUCAUCUCCAAGAUGGAGGCUAGACUUGGCGAGCAGACGCGCCAGCUAGAGCAGGAACGCUGGAAGGUGAAGUCGGAGCAGUGUAAGAUGGAGUCGCUGCAGCGUGGGCUGGAGGAGGAGCGGAGAGUGGUGAUGCAGCAGCUCAACCUGGAGAGGGAGGAGCUCGACCGUGCCAAGACGUUGCUGUUGAAGGAGCAGGAGGCAGUGAUGGCCCGGUGCGGGGAGGAGCGCAAGCGCCUAGCGGCGGAGAGCGCCGAGGCGCAGGAAUGGCGUGCGCGCCGGGCAGACGGCGCCGAGCGAGAGGCGGCACGCAAAGCGGAACGUGACGCCCAGCGGGAAGCCGCCGUCAUCAAACUAGCACAGAGCCAGGCUGACCUGACGGUGAGAGCUGGCGAUUUGAAAUCUCGGGAAGAUCAGCUGAACAGGGAGAGGCAGGUCCUGGAGAGAGAGAGGCAGGAGCUGCAGAGAGAGAGGGAAAAGCUCAACGCUCUGGCACAGUCGUUGAAUCUUCAGGCACAAGAGCUGGACUCCAUGAUGAAGGCCUCUUCGGAGAAGUACGCGGAUGGGGAGCGGGCGCUGCGCCAGGCUCGGCACAUCGAGGGGGAGCAUCAGUCCCGCCUCGACAACAUCCACCACCAGAUGGAAGCCCUGCGCGAGCAUGAGCAGCGCGUGGUGCAGGAGAAAGCCUCGAUGGCCCAGGAACGACGAAACAUGGGCCAUCUGCCAGGAACCCCCACUCCAAAACUACACAGCAAAUAUCGACUCCGACACAUGGACACUCAUUGCAAUACGUCCCUCCCGCCCAGUACAUCUGGAGCAAACUUUCAGAGUGCUCUCGUGCAGUCCCUCACAUCCUCUGCUGCAGCUGAGCUGCAUGCAAAGCUCACACUUUUCAAGCACACAGCCAGUCAGGAUCGCGACUUCCUGGAAGACGAGGAACAUUUCCUGCGCAGCCUGAAGAAGUCUUCCAACCAGUCCUCACUCUCCUUUGCCUGAUCCUCACCAGGAGCUGUCACUGCGUGCUCCGUACAGUACCACCACACAGCUGAGCACCCAACGACUUGUUAUGUUUAACGUGCGGGAAAGUCUCACCCGUAUUAAGCUCCGUUUAUUAGAUUCCCGCUUUCCCCGUAGAAGUUAACAACUUUUUUGCAUCAGUCUUUAGGAAGCCAGAAUGAGCAGGGCUAUUUUAGGAAACUCUAAAAUGUGCCCCCCAUUGAUAGGAACGUGAGUGCAGCAUUCGCUCCGUGAAACGUAAUGGUUUGCUAUAGGCAAGGGAAAACCAUGUACAGAGGUCAGUAAUAGGAGACAAGGGUGUAGGGGCGAAUGCUAUAAUUUGUUUUUAUACAGAUUUACAAUGCGGGGAUUAACAUGAGACCGAAGCAAUCACCCAAAUAGAUGUGUCACUUUGAUCAGUCUAAUGUAUUUUUUGUUAUAACUAAACCCUAAUUUCCUAAAAUUCCAGUCCUCGCAACCUUCCGCGUUAAAAUACAUUCCUGUUGCACAUUGCUUAUCACGGAUGAGAGAUAACAUAUUGCAAAUUCUGUAGAGGGCAUAUUCAAAUGAUGUGCUGCGUGAAAAGACUUCGUAUUUGAAUCGCGGCUAUUGGUGAACAAUAGACGUCGUGGUGGGUAGCGAGGACUAAAGUUUGGACAACUGCAGUAUACACUAGGAAAUUAUGCCAAUGUUAAAUCUUUUAAAUGCUAACUUGUAAAGGUUUGUAUUCAAAUUCAGCAAAUCCACACAAUUGUUUUU
Messenger RNA from Lethenteron reissneri (Far Eastern brook lamprey), 4224 nucleotides. RefSeq names its product Fas binding factor 1 (gene FBF1). Gene Ontology annotation, biological process: establishment of epithelial cell polarity; cilium assembly. The record is from RefSeq and is a predicted model, not a curated record. Gene Ontology annotation, cellular component: ciliary transition fiber; centriole; ciliary basal body. NCBI's taxonomy places the organism in Eukaryota, Metazoa, Chordata, Hyperoartia, Petromyzontiformes, Petromyzontidae.